GCACACCUGAGUGACACACCUUAAGGGAUGAGUCCAUAACUACCCUUGCAUGGACUGGUGAAGAUUAAUGACUUCUAUCUCACAGCCUGGCUCAUUGACGUGAAGGGGACAUAGGUGUGAAAAUGUUCACGUUUUUACAGUUCAUGGAGGGAAUUACGCAACACAGUUGAAGAGGUCAUUUUUGAUUCUGCCAUCUGGCAUUGAAUCCCUACCCCUUUCUAUAAUCUGACGGCUUCAGCAAAGUACGUUUUGAAAAUAAAAACAAUAUGCAAGCACACGAGGAAUCUCCGGACAGCGGUGUUAUGGACGAAAAAGACUCUCCAACACACCACUCGGAGAAAGAAGGGGAGACCACCGAAGUUAAGCCGCUUACACGUCGGAAAAAGAAGAUAAAGUUAGCCCCGGAACCCAGUACGGAUAAGCUGAACGAAUCCCUAGGUAUGAGUGGAUCCUUAACAGAACCAUGGUGCGGAAAAUUGGAACCCGUGGAGGAACCGGGGCCAUAUCCCGGUCCCUUUAACACAUCUCUCUUCUGGAUAAGGCAUGGUCACCAUAACUUGGCCCCUAUGCCAGGGAGAGUCAACGAAAGCCCCACGGUGGAUCCAAAGAGUGUACGGCCUGCAGUUGUCAAUGGGGUCUAUUCUCGUAGUGGGGUCAGUCACACGACCCCGGAAGUGUUUCCGUCAACCACCAUUGCGCCGUGGAAGCAAGGAAAGGGUGGGAAAACUGUUCACACGAAGGUGUUCUUACGGAUGACUUUCCGUAAAGUGGGUCAGGUGGACACCGUCUCGGAAACCUUCAAUGCUGACGUCAUUAUUCAGGCACGGUGGCUGAACGACGAUAGGUUGUUCGACACCAAAACGGACUCUUUGGGAACGAUGAGGGUGGAAUGGAGUCCAAUGUUGUACAUAGAAAACACGGACAGUAAUAUUACGAAAGUACAGGGAAGGGAGCUAUGGACCAGCCCGACCACUGGGGAGGAUUACGUCAUCGAAAGGCUAACGGCCAGGGGGACAUUCACAGAAACCAUGGAGCUGGACUAUUUCCCCUUCGACUGCCAGAACUUGACGGUGACAGUGGCGUCCGAGCGGUCGUCAGAGGAGAUAACUCUGUCACCUGACCCUCUGGAUCCCAGUUAUCUCCACCAGGGAAAUUUCGUCGAUAAACAGGAGUGGCACCUCUUCGAACACGUGGACACUCACGAGCCGGAAGGGUACGAGUCUGACAUUGUCACCACCUUGACUCGUAGACCCGCCCUCUCCUUCACUUGUCAGGCGGCCCGUAAGCUCGGCUACUUCACAUGGAACGUGUUCCUUCUCUUGGCGAUAAUAUUCCUUAUGCACAUGUGUUCCUUCUCGGUGGCGAAGACAGCCUAUAACGCCAGGCUGAGCUCCUCCUUCACCAUGUUCCUAACAGCCAUUGCCUUCAAAGUGGCACUGAACCAAUACCUACCGAGGAUAUCCUAUCUCACUUAUAUGGACUCGUACCUGCUCAUCCAGCUGGUCCUGAUGGCUUUCGUGUGUGGAUGGCAUGCAACUGUCUCUCACCUGUCCACCUCAGAGUUGACCGAACAGAUCAUGGUUAUCAUCGUGAGCGUCUUCUACGUCGUCUUCCAGGUCGUUUUCAUCGCUGUCGUCUAUUUCAUCCCUGGUAGAAAACGACGGGAAAUACACGCGAAGCAUAAGGCUCACAGACAGUUUCUCCUGAGGAGGGCACCCCCCGCGUCCAGUUAUGCCUAAUUCUGCGUCAGUAAGGAUCAUAUGUAAACUCUAUACGGGAUGAUGUCGACAAUUUUGUCCCCUGGAUGCUUAGAGCGAAGUUAUUCUACAUACCAGUUGAAUAUUUGUGGAUCUGCAACUGUUCCUGUUAUCAAUGGGACAUGACACGGAAAUGGGAUCAUCGUGACACCUUGGAAAAGAACUGCAGAAGCCAUACCUCUAGUUUGGCAUACGGCAUACUCACAUGGGAUGUGAGACUCAUUUCCAAUAGGCAGCUGGAAAAUCUUCCCGAUAAGGGUAAAACUAUAGCAUGUAUCUUGCCGUGUGCAUACAUGUGCUGUUAUGCGCUGGGCGUUUAGUUGUGAAUAAGACCGUCAAUUUUCCCAGAUGGAUUAAUACAUUACACCUGAAUUAUCCUUGUGUAGGACGUUAUAACAUCAUCAUCAUCCAUUUGUAUUUGUGUAAGACGACAUCAAUGUUUCCUGCAGUCAGUAAUUGUUGCUAUUGUACACCAAUCUGAAUAUAUUGAUAUCCUACAUAUAUAUAUGUUCAUUGAUCGCCUUGAUCACAUACCUACAUGUAUAGGGCAUUAACUCAUUAAGAUAAAAUGCGCACUUGUUUGUGUACAUCUGCCGAGUUUAUUAUUUUGAGUUUGUCAGAGAACAAUGAAAAAACUAAAGAAACCGUAUUUUGCGAAGGCAUAAAUACUGUCGGCAUAUUACUACAAAAUUAAGGCCUAUUUGUCUAUAUCGAAUGACAGCCCCAUUGGCAGCAUUGUGGCAGAUAGCCUAUUUAGCGUUGAAGAAUGGCCAGUUACAGUUGUAUUACGAUGGAAGCGCUAUAUUCCUGUUAAAGGACGACCAGUUGCCGUCGUAUUAUGAUGGAAGGCCUAUUUGUCUGUAUGGGAGGACCCUCUCAUGACCGCUAUUGCGACAGAAGGCUAGCUAUGUCUAUAACGUUGAAAGGUAGCCCCAUUACGGGAGAAGGCCUAUGUCUGUAGCGUUGAAAGACGGUCAGUUACCCUCAUAUUAAGGCGAAAAGCUUAGUUUCCUGUUGAAGGGCCACCAGUUACCGUCGUAUUACGAUGGAAGGUCUAUUUUUCUAUAUUGAAGGGCAGUCUCAUUGCUGUCAUUACUGCAGAACGCCUACCUUCCUGUUGAAGGACGGCCAAUUGCCGUUGUAUUACGAUGGAAGGUCUAUCUCUCUGUUGAAGCAUGGUCCCUUUUCCGUCAUAUUACGAUUGAAGACAUAUCUCCCUGUUGAAGGAUGGCCCCAUUACCGCUACAUUACGAUGGAAGGCCUAUAUCUCUGUUGAAGCAUGGUUCCUUUUCCGUCAUAUUACGAUUGAAGACAUAUCUCCCUGUUGAAGGAUGGCCCCAUUUUCGCCACAUUACGAUGGAAGGUCUAUCUCUCUGAUGAAGCACGGUCCCAUUCCCAUGGAAAGGCAUAUCUUCGUGUUCAUUGCCUAACCGCUAUUUGCAUAUUGCUGCCUCACUCAAACAGUGUAUACACGAUAUAGCCCAAAUGAUGACCCCAGUCAUUCAUGUAGUCAUCCAUACCAACCAAGAGGAGAUGUUUCUCAAAGCUAUUGUAAAGUGUCUGUGGUCGUAAGUACUAAGGCGGCCUAUAUGCGACGUCUUGGUGAUAAGGUCGGUGUAACGUUUCGAUCUUCCUGGGCCGUUGAUCCGUAGUUUUCAUUUUGGUGUACAAGGUAUGAUGUUUAACAUUCUUUCCAAUUUGGCUGUUUCGACUUCAGAGGACUUAAUAAAGUUACAUGGUACAGUACAUGAUAAAUAUUAUAUCGCUUUUUCGCAUUAUAUGACCAAUGGCGUUGUCUGCCUUCUAUGGUAAUAAAUGUAUAUAUAUAAAAAUGUAAGAUGUGCCUAUAAGAAUUUUUAGAUUCAGUGCUUAGAUUCGUCUCCUGCUAACGCUUUGUGCCAAACUUGUUGUUGUUGUUGUUGACAAUCGUUUAUCAUCUUUUAGUGCUC
This is a messenger RNA of Liolophura sinensis, 3706 nucleotides long. RefSeq lists its product as uncharacterized. NCBI's taxonomy places the organism in Eukaryota, Metazoa, Mollusca, Polyplacophora, Chitonida, Chitonidae. The transcript has 11 exons. The coding region runs from base 267 to 1739 and encodes 490 amino acids. Gene Ontology annotation, cellular component: membrane. Gene Ontology annotation, molecular function: transmembrane signaling receptor activity; extracellular ligand-gated monoatomic ion channel activity. Gene Ontology annotation, biological process: monoatomic ion transmembrane transport. The record is from RefSeq and is a predicted model, not a curated record.